Messenger RNA from Pisolithus orientalis, 308 nucleotides. RefSeq lists its product as uncharacterized. Lineage: Eukaryota; Fungi; Basidiomycota; Agaricomycetes; Boletales; Pisolithaceae. The transcript is spliced from 4 exons. The record is from RefSeq and is a predicted model, not a curated record. The annotation marks the transcript as partial.
AUGUUUUUGAUGUCCCUGUUGGAGUUAGGUCUGGUCGCCCUCCACGCCGUCACAGGCUGGCUAAUAGCGGAACUCUCCAUUAUAGAUUGGGUAGAAGUUCCCGGUGACAUCGGGGACAAUACACGAGUCCUUUGUAGAAUAACCAAUACUUACCGUGAAAUUCGAUACAAGCUGGUCUUGGAUCACGGGUAUCGGAUAGAAUGGCGUGAGACGUGGGUUCACAGGAUUGGGACAUCUGGCUCGACCAAGUCUCUCUCCCCCGCUAAAAGAAGAGUAGGAGAAGUAACGGUGAAGAAAACAAUUGAGGG